AAAAUUUUACAAAUCCAAAAAAAAAUUCUCUCACUCCCCUUUCCCCCCUCUCUCUCCCAAUUUUCAAGUCUCAACCCUUCCAACUUCCUCCCCCUUAAAACCCAAAAAAAUUUCCAUCCCUCCAAUAAAUUCACAAAUUCACAAAAUCCCUAAUUUUUAACCCAAUUUUUUUGGGGGCCCUUGAAAAAUAAACACAAGUAGGGUAAAAAAAGAGAAGGAAAAGGUCAAGAAAGUCUCUCAAAUUCCCCUAAUUUUCUCUGGGUUUGAAAUCGAAAAUCCAUGGCAGGGUGGUCGAAAUUAGAAGGAUGUAAAUCGUUUCUGAACUUUGAAUCAUCGUAUGAUUCGUUAAGAAGUGAAGAAAAUGAGCUGAAAAGUUCGUUUGUUGAGUUGAUAUCGGUUUUUAUUGAAGAGAAUUGUUCUAGUAAACGAUUUCGUCCUUUACCUCCAAUGCUUGGAAAUGGGCAUUCUGUAGAUUUGCUUAAAUUGUAUUUUGUUGUGAAGUUCAAAGGUGGGUUUGAGUCUGUUACAAGAAAAAAGUUGUGGGAUGAGGUGGGUUUGCUCUAUGGGUUGGGUCCUGGAUUUGGGUCUGCGUUUAAAUUGAUUUACUUGAAGUAUUUGGAUUCAUUGGAAAGUUGGUUAGUGAAGUUACCGAGCAGCGAGAGCUCGAAGAGUGACCAGUUUAGUAGUGGUGCGUGGUCGAAGGGAGUGUUGAUGGCAUUAGGGUCGGAGUAUAAUAGUUUUGUGGCUAAUAUGAUGGAUGAGAUGAGGAAGAAUGAUGAUUCUUAUUGCUUGAAAGAGGAGAAGAGUGAUAUCAGUUUCAUUGACUUAACGGAGGAGAACAAUGUGGAUGAGAAGCUGAAUUGGAAUAAGUUCGUUAGGGAAUUUGAUGAUGAUGGGGAUUCCGCUGAAGAGAAUGAGGAGUCGGUGAAGUUGAAGCAGGAGGUUGAGAUGAAUCUUGUUGAUGGUGGUGUUGGUUUCACAGGGGAGAACCAUGAGGAAACCAUUAAGCAAACCAAGAGUGAGAUGAGUUAUGCAGGUUUUAUUUCUUCAGAUAUGUCUGAUGAUGGAAGGUCUUCAGUUGGUCCGGUUGUGGCUGAUAAUGUGGUCAAGAGUUCUGAGAAUUCGUGUGACUCUAAGAAAUGUUCGACUGAAGAUGAGGAGUUGAUAAUGGAUUCAAGCGUGUUGAAGGAGGUUUCGAGUCUCAAGAGAAAGCGGGGUGGUCUAUCAUCAAUGCUUUGUUGGAUGGCUAAAGUUGCUAGAAAUCCUACUGAUAUGGAGGUCGGCACGAUUCCUGAAAGCUUUAGGUGGGCUUCGUAUGCAAAUGACAACUGCUGGAAGCAAGUUUUGUUGGCCCGAGAAGCUCUGUUCCUGAAAAAGAGCACUCAGCAAUCUAUCUAUCAGAAAAAGCAGAAAAUGCAUCCAUCCAUGUUUGAUGAUGAGAGACCAAGAUUUAGCCCAAGACUCCUUUUCGAAAAGCUUCCAACCGCUCCUCCAUUUGAGCCAUCAUCCAUAAAUCUAGGGCGUCCAAGGCAACGGUUGGAGGCUCGACUUGACAUGCAACCAACCGCUUCCAUCUACACAAGUCGUCCACAACAGAGAAUCCCUAUUGGAUCAGAUUUCCAGGCUGAGGUUCCGGAAUGGACAGGAGUGGUUGCCGAAAGUGACUCCAAAUGGUUGGGUAUUCAAAAUUGGCCCUUGGAAGAGAGAGAAAACACUCUUUUGAUUGAAGAAGAUUCUGCUGGGAAGGGAAGGGUAGAAAAAUGUGGGUGUCUGUUUUCUGGAACCACUGCGUGCGUGAAGUUUCAUGUUGCUAGGAGAAGAAUGGAGAUGAAGUUUGAAUUAGGUUCUGCAUUUUAUACUUGGAAAUUUGAUAAGAUGGGCGAAGAAUGUAGCGUUUCCUGGACCGCUGAGGAAGAGAAAAUAUUCAAGUCUGUGGUGAAGGAGAAUCCUCAAUCUGGGCAGAAGUGUUUUUGGAGACAAAUGUGUGAGGUUUUACCCAAAAAAAGCUGGGUAGACCAGGUGAACUACUAUUUUAAUGUCUUUGUUCUUCAACGUAGAGCCUUCCAGAAUCGAAACACCCCCAGGAACAUUGAUAGUGAUGAUGAUGAAACGGAAUAUCAUGGUUCGGCAACUAACACUGUCACACGGCGCUGAAACCGGGCUACUUCUCUUAUUUUUGUUUGCUGUUUAUGAACUAUGCCUCGGCACUCUUUGAUCAUCCAUCUACGUCUGCACAUACCACCACAGUUUUGAUACAGUGAAGUCCGUUGUGAAUUACUCCUUUAAGUUGGCAGGUAUACCUUUUGAUGAUGCAAAUUCAUUUAGCUGUUUUUUUGGGGGAACAUGUGUUUAUUUCCUAAGAACUAUAGAGUUCCAGAUCCUGAAUUUCUAGUUGUAUAUAAACACCUUCAUGACUGUCAUUGCUACGUCAUGACUCAUGAUAGCAAAUCUUUUCAAGGAAAGACAAAUUGGGUUGCAGAUUUGUGCUUUGCACCUGCAUUUUCAUUUAAGUGAUGCUGAUUCACUUUUUAAGGCAAA
Molecule: messenger RNA, 2538 nt
Organism: Beta vulgaris subsp. vulgaris (sugar beet)
Lineage: Eukaryota; Viridiplantae; Streptophyta; Magnoliopsida; Caryophyllales; Amaranthaceae
Product: AT-rich interactive domain-containing protein 1
Exons: 3
Coding region: 280-2154 (624 amino acids)
Molecular function (GO): DNA binding
Source: RefSeq, a predicted model, not a curated record